UAAGAAUUAAAAAGAAAUUAUUAUCAUCAAGUUGGUGGCUGGCUGUGCCAAAUAUAUAUAUAUAUACUCUUCAUUAUCAUCACCUGUGCUGACUUCUCUUGUAUAUAAUGGUCUACUAUUAACUUAAAAAUUAUAGCCAAAAAUUAUGAUUGCAGUCAACUAGAGAGCAAGCAAUACAUGUAUGUUUCUCUGUAUUUUGGGCGCACCUUUCUUUGAUUUUCCAUUUUAGGUCUAAGCUCUCUUCUGCCUUACUCUAUUCCUCUUUUUCCUUUGAAAUAACCGUUUCUAUAAAUACCCUUUUAAUUAUAAACUUCCACAACAUCAAAUUAACUCACCUUCUUAACUUCCCACUACUUGUUCAAUCAUUUAACCACCUUCUUAAUUGUUAGCUUCUUCCCUUCUUUUUUUCUUUUUUCUUUUUUCACUUUAAAAAUUAACAUGGCAACGCCAAUCUUCUUCUUCAUUUUCUUUGCCUUGCACAUGUCCAUCUCCUCGUUUGCCACCACAAGCUACAAUGUGUUAAGUUAUGGAGCAAAACCGAAUGGCUUAACUGAUUCCACUAAGGCCUUCCUCGAUGCUUGGGCUGCUGCCUGUGCCUCUACAGAUUCGACGAUGAUUUAUGUACCUAAAGGAAGGUAUUUGCUUGGGUCUAUGUCCUUCAAAGGUGGCUGCAAAAGCCGUUCUAUCACCAUUCGAAUUGAUGGCACUCUUGUAGCACCAGGGGACUAUCGCAUUCUAGGUAAAGCUAGCAACUGGCUUAGUUUUGAAGGCGUUAGUGGCGUUUCUAUUGUUGGUGGAGCACUUGAUGCUAAAGGAUCAACCUUGUGGGCUUGCAAAGCCAAAGGCACGAACUGCCCUUCUGGAGCUACGACACUGAGCUUUACCAACUCAGACAACAUAAAGAUCAAAGGCUUAUUGUCACUAAACAGCCAAAUGUUCCAUAUCGUAAUUUAUAGAUGUGAAAAUGUGAAUAUUGAAGGGAUCAAAGUGAUAGCUGCUGGAGACAGCCCAAAUACAGAUGGUAUCCAUGUCCAAUUAUCCAACAAUGUUGUGAUCAUGAACUCUGUAAUUAAAACUGGGGAUGACUGCAUCUCCAUUGGCCCUGGCACUAAGAACUUGUGGAUUGAAGGGGUCAGAUGUGGUCCUGGCCAUGGAAUCAGCAUCGGAAGCUUAGCAAAGGACACGGAAGAAGAAGGGGUGCAAAACGUGACAGUUAAAAGGACUAUUUUUGCAGACACCCAAAACGGUUUUAGAAUAAAAUCAUGGGCAAGACAUAGCAAUGGAUUUGUUAAAAGAAUUCGAUUUAUAGGUGCGAUUAUGAGUAAUGUCCAAAACCCAAUUAUCAUCGACCAACACUACUGUCCUCACAACAUAAAUUGUCCCAAUCAGGUAUCAGGUAUAAAAAUCAAUGAUGUGAUAUAUCAAGGCAUUCGAGGAACAUCAGCUACACCGGUUGCUAUAAAGUUUGAUUGCAGCUCCAAAUUUCCAUGCGGUGGAAUCAGGCUACAUAAUGUAAACUUGACCUACUCAAAUCAAGCAGCUCAAACAUUUUGUGUCAAUGUGAUUGGAAAACGAAUCGGCCACGUUCGUCCUGAUGGCUGUUUGUGAAAAGAAAAGAAAACUCAACUUAUGUGUAUUCACAGUUUGUUUGUGUCAAUUUGCCAUCGAAAAAGAUGUAUAAAAUUAAUUUGUAUUCUUUAAUCCAAAAAAUAUUAUAUUCGU
Molecule: messenger RNA, 1722 nt
Organism: Ricinus communis (castor bean)
Lineage: Eukaryota; Viridiplantae; Streptophyta; Magnoliopsida; Malpighiales; Euphorbiaceae
Product: polygalacturonase-like
Exons: 4
Coding region: 439-1608 (389 amino acids)
Biological process (GO): carbohydrate metabolic process
Molecular function (GO): polygalacturonase activity
Source: RefSeq, a predicted model, not a curated record